AUGCGUUCUCAGACUCUCCUAGCCGCCGUUGUAGCGUGCGUCUCUGUCGCCUCCGCAGCCCCUGUGACGACCGAGGCUUACGGACCGCCCGUCAACCCUCAUAUCCCGGCGGUCGAGUCCAAGAGAGAUACAGUCGAGGCUUACGGACCUCCAGUCAACCCUCACAUCCCCGCUGUUGAAGUAAAGCGCGAGACGGUCGAGGCUUAUGGUCCUCCCGUCAACCCUCAUAUCAUUUCGAAGAAGGAUACAGUCGAGGCUUACGGACCUCCAGUCAACCCUCACAUCCCCGCUGUUGAAGUAAAGCGCGAGACGGUCGAGGCUUAUGGUCCUCCCGUCAACCCUCAUAUCAUUUCGAAGAAGGAUACAGUCGAGGCUUACGGACCUCCAGUCAACCCUCACAUCCCCGCUGUUGAAGUAAAGCGCGAGACAGUUGAGGCUUACGGACCGCCUGUCAACCCUCACAUUCCAGCCGUCGAGUCUAAGAGAGACACAGUGGAGGCCUACGGUCCUCCUACCAGCCCCCACAUCAUUUCAAAGGAGUGA
Colletotrichum truncatum is the source of this 543-nucleotide messenger RNA. RefSeq lists its product as uncharacterized. NCBI's taxonomy places the organism in Eukaryota, Fungi, Ascomycota, Sordariomycetes, Glomerellales, Glomerellaceae. The record is from RefSeq and is a predicted model, not a curated record.